Hyaena hyaena (striped hyena) is the source of this 2944-nucleotide messenger RNA. RefSeq names its product praja ring finger ubiquitin ligase 2 (gene PJA2). Bases 199 to 2331 code for a protein of 710 amino acids. NCBI's taxonomy places the organism in Eukaryota, Metazoa, Chordata, Mammalia, Carnivora, Hyaenidae. The transcript has 10 exons. The record is from RefSeq and is a predicted model, not a curated record.
CCGCCUGCCGCUGCGCGUUCCGCGGGGGAGGAGUCGGAGGCGGAGAAGAAGGCGGUGGUGGCGGGUGGAGGAUCGAGCGCUGUUCUCGCUCCGGAGCCGCUGCACAGUUCGGAAUCUUCUGCAGCUUAUUUGUUGUCUGAAUAAAAAAUAAUUCACAUCCAUAAUUGCACUGAACUGGGCACACAAAAACUUCCAUAUAUGUCACAGUAUACUGAAAAAGAGCCAGCAGCAAUGGAUCAAGAAUCCAGCAAGGCUGCUUGGCCCAAACCAGCAGGAGGAUAUCAGACAAUCACAGGCAGGAGAUACGGAAGAAGACAUGCAUAUGUCAGUUUUAAACCAUGUAUGACCAGGCAUGAAAGAAGUUUAGGUCGGGCUGGUGAUGACUAUGAAGUGUUGGAACUAGAUGAUGUUCCAAAGGAAAAUUCCUCAGGUUCCAGUCCAUCAGAUCAAGUUCAUUCUUCUUUACCCAACGACCCUUUGUUUGAAAAAAGUGAAACAGAAAUUCCCAUUUGUGAUACAACAUCAAAUCAAACCAUUGAGAGCAGCCCAUCCUUUGCUGCAGUACAUCAUAGUGAGGAGGGCAGGGAGACUUUAGGAAACAGUACAAAUCUUCAUAAUCACUCUGAGGGAGAAUAUACUCCAGAAGCGUGCGAUGCUUCAAGUGUACAAAAUGGAAUUUCAUUGGUGCAUACUGACUCUUAUGAUCCAGAUGGCACACACGGAGAGGCCAAUGACCGUCUUCAGCUUUCUGCAGAAGUUGUGGAAGGUGGUGAAUAUCAGGAAGCAUUGAGCAAUGCAGUCUUUGAGUUGGCAAAUGGAGAGGUAGAGGCAUACACUGGUCUUUCACCUCCAAUUCCCUCUUUUAACUGUGAAGUAAGAGAUGAAUUUGAAGAGUUAGAUUCAGCACCUUUAGUCAAAAGUUCCACUGGUGAUACUGAGUUUGUCAAUCAGAACAGUCAGGAAUUUCAGAGGUCCUCUUCUGAAGAUGAAGUUGUUAGAAAGAAACAACAAAAUAAUACUAGUAAGGAGAGUCAGAGAGGAAAUGAAACUGAAGAUUCAGUGUGUGUCCCCCGGCAUAAUUGCAGUGAACAAAAUACUCGUGAUAAGAGCAAGAACCAGGCAAGUUCUCCUGAACAGGUAGUGAGACCCAAAGUUAGAAAAUUGAUAAGUUCAAGCCAGGUGGACCAAGAAACAGGUUUUAAUAGGCAUGAGGCUAAACAAAGAAGUGUCCAGAGGUGGAGGGAGGCUUUGGAAGUUGAGGAGAAUGGCUCAGAUGACCUCUUAAUAAAAUGUGAUGACUACGAUGGAGAACAUGACUGCAUGUUCUUGGAUCCCCCUUACUCAAGAGUUACACAUAGGGAAACAGAACAUAACCAAAUUACAGCAGAAAGCGGAGCCACGGCAGGAAGGCAAGAAGUUGUGGAUAACACCUUUUGGAAUGGCUGUGGAGAUUAUUACCAACUGUAUGACAAAGACGAAGACAGUUCAGAAUGCAGUGAUGGAGAGUGGUCUGCUUCUUUGCCUCAUCGAUUUUCUGGUACUGAAAAAGAUCAGUCGUCAAGUGAUGAAAGCUGGGAGACUUUGCCAGGAAAAGAUGAGAAUGAACCCGAACUACAGAGUGAUAGCAGUGGUCCUGAAGAAGAAAACCAAGAAUUAUCUCUACAGGAAGGGGAACAGACAUCCUUGGAAGAGGGAGAAAUUCCUUGGUUACAGUACAAUGAAGUCAAUGAAAGUAGCAGUGAUGAGGGAAAUGAGCCUGCCAAUGAAUUUGCACAGCCAGAAGCUUUCAUGUUGGAUGGUAACAAUAACCUUGAAGAUGACUCCAGUGUGAGUGAAGACUUAGAUGUGGAUUGGAGCCUGUUUGAUGGUUUUGCGGAUGGACUAGGAGUUGCUGAAGCUAUUUCCUAUGUGGAUCCUCAGUUCCUCACCUACAUGGCUCUAGAAGAACGCUUAGCCCAGGCUAUGGAGACCGCACUUGCACAUUUAGAGUCUCUUGCGGUGGAUGUUGAGGUGGCUAAUCCACCAGCCAGUAAAGAAAGCAUUGAUGGCCUUCCAGAGACCCUUGUUCUUGAAGACCACACUGCUAUUGGUCAGGAACAGUGCUGUCCAAUCUGUUGCAGUGAGUAUAUUAAGGAUGAUAUAGCAACAGAGCUGCCAUGCCACCAUUUCUUUCACAAACCUUGUGUCUCAAUUUGGCUACAGAAGUCUGGAACAUGCCCCGUGUGCCGCCGCCAUUUCCCACCUGCCGUCAUCGAAGCAUCUGGUUCUGCUUCUGCCGAGCCUGACCAGGACGCCCCACCUUCAAAUGACAGUUCUGCGGAAGCCCCCUAAACCUCAACACUUGAAUGAGAUCAUUCUAUCAAAGUAAAUCUGCAAAUUCCUUCUAAAUCUGAUGUGCAAAUAAUUAUAUAUAAAUAAAUUUAAAAUGCUAUAUAUAGUCUAUGCCAUAGUUUAGAAAGAAGGAUAUUAACCUUUCUAAACUAAAUUUAGGUUUGCAGAAAGUACUAAACAUUUUCAAGCUGAAUGUUGAAGCAGUGCAUCCAUUUUCUUUAGUUUAAUAUGUUGAUAAUUAAUUGUAAAGUCAAGCUUACCAAUUAACCCUCUCCAGAAGAAAUAAUCACAUAUGUGGCACACAUUAUUGGUUUUGUCUGAAGUACUGCCACUAAGUGAUUGUUAAUUAAGCUCUCCUGUUUGCAUCAAAUGUGAAAACUGUGAUCACAGCAGUAGUAAAAUUUGGUUUCAUUGGAAAUAAAAAGGAUUCUAAAACAUGCUUUUUCAUUGGUCCCUUUGCUUUUGCUACAUCAGAACCUCUUGGUUCAUAAUACUGAGUGAUUUUUUAGGAAAGUGUCUGCUCUUCGAUCUUUGUUUAAAAUUAGGACUUUGUAGAAUGCCAAACAAAAGCCAGAAUUUUGGCUAAAAUAUCACAAAAUUUUAAAACCUUAAA